AUGCCACCGACGGAAGGACCAAAGCGCCGCAACUGGACGGCCGACGACGACCUUAUCCUGCUUCGGCAGGUGGGCCUCGCGCCCCCGUUCCUCGCCGAUGAAAUCAUGCCGGGUUGGGGCGCGAUCGCUACGGCCCUCGACGAGUGUGAAGACUUCGAUCGCGUCAUCGAUGGCAAGGAGCUGCAAAGCCGUUUCAACCUCCUUAUCGAGAAGCACCGUAAUCUGCUGACGAUCUUGCCGACGGGCGUGAGCAUGAUCUUCUGGUGCAUUUUGAAUGCGAUCGCGGCCGAUAGCGUCUUUAUGCGAGCGCAAGACGCUUCGCACAUCAAACCGAAAGGAGAGUAUAGCAUCUACAUCACGCAUCUCGCGAAGAGCGAAGCGGACGUCAGCCAUGAAGGCUAG
Molecule: messenger RNA, 402 nt
Organism: Saprolegnia diclina VS20
Lineage: Eukaryota; Oomycota; Saprolegniomycetes; Saprolegniales; Saprolegniaceae
Exons: 3
Coding region: 1-402 (133 amino acids)
Source: RefSeq, a predicted model, not a curated record